Rubroshorea leprosula is the source of this 1255-nucleotide messenger RNA. Lineage: Eukaryota; Viridiplantae; Streptophyta; Magnoliopsida; Malvales; Dipterocarpaceae. The record is from the annotation of a GenBank genome assembly.
ACGUCAAUUUCAUUAAUCUGAAGUGAGAAGCUCCCCUGGAAGCACGAAAUUGGUGCUUUCGGGAUUUGCAAAGGAAUGGGGAGAAGAUGUGCUUCUGGGAAGCUGCAGCAUGUUGGAAAAGCUACCUUGUUUGAGAAGCUAAGCCGUUUGUUUGGUGCAGUCUGUGCUCUCAAAAUCAAAAAGCUCUUUUUACAAUUUGCACCAAAUAGGCACUUAAUCGGCUAAGAGGAGAGGAGAAGAGAGAAGAUGAGAGGAAAAGGGGAGAGAGAAGACUCUACUGAUUUUGGUUUAGAUGGAGGAGAGAGAAGAUGGGUGGCUAAAGAUGAAACCUUCAUGAUGGUAGUUCCCAGCCCAAGCGCCAAAAUUGAACCUUCAAUGCCCAACUUCGACGGAGUGGCCGAGCGCAGAGUUCAGUUCCCGUGUAUAUGGUGCUUUGCUUCGACAUUGUACCGAAACGAUAACCUCAUUACAGCUAUGGUUCUUCACCUAAGUUUCCCAAAGAAGGGUAACUGCUUAGACUUCUUGUUACCGAGAUUCUCAUGGAUAUGUGGAAAUACGGUGUCUUUUGUGACGUCGAUUCCAGGGUAUUUGUGGUUUCAACAAUUUGUUGAGGCUGUGGAGUUGUUCUCUAUGCUACAUUGGGAACCCAUUUGGCUUUACUUUGAUUUUGAAAGUUCUUGUCAGUAUGGGGUGGGCAGUUCCGGAGAAGGUUUUGGUAGGAUAGCAUGUAAAGAUAGGGUGAUUUGGACGGGGAUGGUAGCUAGCUAUACUGAAAGUGAUUUUUUUGAAGAGGCAUUAGAGCUAUUCUUGCAAAUGAGGGUGGCUGGUUUUGAGCCUGACAAUUUUACCUUUUCUGUUGACUGUUGUCUUGAGGCUAGUCUUUAAAGACUAUUUAUGAGCAAGAUAUUUAUGUUGGAGUUGGAUUGCUUGAGUUGCAUCCCAAAUGUGGGGACAUUGGUGUUGUAAAAAGGAUUCUUGAAGAGAUUCCUCGGAGAGACGUAAUUGCUUGGUGUUUCAUGAUUUUGCAGUUUUCUCAGAAUGAGCAGAUUGAAGAAGCUCUGAAUCUGUUUUCUGGAGUGAGUUGUAGCAUUUGACAUGAUAGUUUGCCAACUGCAAUAAGUGUAAGGUUCAAGACUUGGAGUUAUUGACCUUCAAAGCCUUAAAUCAGGAAAGUUUGAAUCCUAUGGAAAGUAGGGCAUUGAAUUUCUCUGGGAAUAGCCACCGGUUGCAGCCAGAAUAAUUUUCUGUCAUUGAU